GCACGGGUCGUCGUCGUCGUGCACGGAGAUAACCGCCGUAGUCCGGAGUAGUACCGUAGUGUGUAGUUAGCGCGGGCGUGAAGUGAAGUGGAGUGGAGGGGGUUGAUGGUUGAUCCCGUCGUGUUGUCCUCAUUGUGAAACCAGAAGUGCCUUGCGUCUCGUGUUUCAAGUGUUGUGCCUUUUUUUUGCCCCGUUUACGCGUGUUUACGGUCCCGGACCUUCCAGCUUCCAGCGGGGUGUAUUUGCUCUUGUGUUGGUUUGGUCAGUGAACUUGUGUCCGAGCUAGGCCAGCCGAAGCCGUACCAGAAACUGCCGUGUCAGCACCACCGACCCGCAAAAGUGGGCGAUAAUCCACCACUCGCGCUGAGCUUGUACCGUUACCACAUCUCUCAACCCAAACCCUCUUCCAGAUCAGCAUCAGUAUUUACUGUGGGGAGAUAGCAGCGACUGCAGUGGACAAGUGAGAGAGCGACAAAGUGACAGAGAGAGAGAGAGAGAGAGAGAGACAGAGAGAGGAUAUUGAAGGGGUGAGGAGUGCGUUGUCACCUUCGAUCUCUUCGGAGGAGGAGGAGGAGUAGGUGGACACUAUUUGCGUAAAGGCCUUUCUAGGGGAAGGGUGUGCGUUUGUGGUGCUUUCACUUCUGGCGUCUUCUGGCCUUCCGGGAGAAGCUUCUGCCGUCACCAAACCACCACUGUGCAGUGUAAUUAGACCUCUCGCGGGGGAGGGGGGCCUCCGCGCGUUUGCCACGAGUUGCCAAGCAGGAAAGAAAGCUGACCCGUAUCCGUUGACGCGUGCGCCCGUGCGUGUGAGUGUGUGGUUGCGCGCGAACGAAUUUAGAGCGCGCCUACACCGAACCAACCAACGAUCAUCGCCAUCAUCAUCAUCAUCAUCAUCACCAGCACCAGCGCCUCAACAUCAGCUGUUUGAAUCCGAUUCGCGAAUCCGGAUCGGAACAACGCCUCGGAAACAAUGUGGAGCCCAACGCACAUCCAGGUGACAGUGCAGCGUGCCCGAGGACUGCUCAUCAAGGGUAAGCAGGGCACCAACAACUGCUUCGUGAUCAUAGCGCUGGGAAAGGAGAAGUUUCAAACUUCGGUCCAGGAGAAGGCACCAGAAUCGGUGACCUGGAAUGAGGAGUGCGAGCUACAAAUACCGUCGCAGGGCAACCAGGCGCAGCUGGUGCUGACCGCCCUGCACCACAACAGCGUCGGCAUGGACGAGUUUCUCGGGCGCGUCGUGCUGCCGCUGAACGAGAUGGAGAUCUACGAGCGGCCCCGCUCGCGCUGGUACAAGCUGGAGAGCAAGGACAAGGACCGGGAGCGCAAGAAGGAGAAAGAGCGGGGCGAGCUGGAGGUGCGCAUCUCGUUCACCGUGAAGGCGGGCUCCCUGACCGAUCUCAGCAAGAAAACGCCCAGCAAGAGCUCGAUCAGCAACCUGGCGUCGAGCGUCGGUGGCUCGCUGCUCAGCAUCGGUGCGAUCGAGAAGCGCAAGGGCCUCCGGAAGCUGGCCAAAUCGCUCGGCUCCAAGAUGCACAUCUCCGGGCUUGGGCGCAAGGGCCACAAGGACCGCGACGAAGGACCGUUGGACGAAGAGGUUACUGGUGGUGGUGGUGGUGGUGGUGGUGGUGGCGCUCGCACUGGCACCACGUCCCUGCACGACCGCAGCACGAAGCAAACCAUCGGUGACGCCGAUCCGGGCGUGAUCAGCGAGGACGAGGAUGAGUUCGUGUUGGAUAACCUUUCGCACAAAAGCUCUACCGGAUCGGUCAGCCACUGGCCGAACACGCAACCGGUCAGCACCGGGUCCGCCACCGGGUUCCGUCGGCAUCCGGAAGAGGUGGUAGCAUUCCACGCCGCCACGCCCGUGGCCGACGGGACCGCAGCGUUUCACAUUUCGAAGGCGAGCUCUUCCAGCUCACUGGUUGGUGCGGCGGGUGAGAUCGGUGAGCCGGGUGGGUCAAAGCAGCAGCGGCACCACGCCGACAGCCCGGCCGGCAAGGAGAAGAUGGACGAGUGGGAGCAGAAGCUGUACGGGAAGCACCUCGAGAUCGGUAGCACCGACUCGCUGAAGCGCAGAUCGUGGGAAAGCUCCCGGGUAAUGCUAUCCGCUGGCAGGCAGGAGGAGCAGCAGCAGCAGGAAGCAGUGGCCGAGCAGGUCACACUCGCUGCACCCGAACCGCAGGCCCGCUCGGUGCCGACCUCACCCGAACUGGACGGCAUGGCUGGGCGGGGCGCCCCGAAACCGGUGCCCCGGGCCGGCUCCCGGCAGGACGUAUCGCGUCCGGGAGCGGGAACGGGCGAACCGGUGCCCGAGGUGCACACCGUGCACAGCAAGCCGGAGAAGGAGAGCUUUACGAAGAAAAUCAAGCACCUGAUCAAGGACCAUGGUCACCAUCAGCGUGCGGACUCGCUGGAGAAUCUGACGGCCGUGGUGGUCGUCCCGCAGCGGAAGCUGAACGGCUCGAAGCAGGCCAGCCCGUUCGGGCACGAGCAACGCAUCAUCAUCGGCGGCGAAACGGUUGGCACCGAGCUGGGGCAACGGGCGGCGGUGGCCAAGGCGGCGGCAGCGGCAGCGGCCGCCUCGAUGCCCCUCACACCCCAAACGCUCGCCAAGUACGAGGGCAAAUCGCACGAGGAGAUGGUGCGGGUGGCGCAGGGCCUCGAGAACGAGGUGCUGUUCCAGAAGCAGAAGGUGAAGGAGCUGGAGGACUACCUGGACAGCCUGCUGCUCAAGGUGAUGGAAUGUCACCCUAAGAUUUUACAAAAUCCCUACACGAAGGCGAACCCCAGCAAAAGGUAGUGGAUGAUGCGGCGGUUAUCGGGAGUCUUGCAAUCGGCAGUUAGUAGCGACCUAGUAGCAGUGUAAUUUUGUUUUUUUUUUUCCAAAAAGCAAUCACUCACCAGAAAACCAGAAGAAAAAGGCCCGCUCACCAACUACACACGCCGCUCGGUCAUCGGCCAUCAAUCAUUUAAACAGUUCCACAAUCGUCCAUCCCAAACCAGCUGAACUGAACUGCGAACGCCAAAGAGUGCAUACGCGGGUAACAAACUGACAGAGAAGGGGACAUGGGGAGUGUUAGGGUGGGGUGUAGUCUCCACGCCGGCAUGCGGGGGGGGGGGGGGGGGGGGGGGACUUUGGUAUUUAAUUUUUAUUUGUGACACAUGGUUUUAGAAUUUUUCCCUGAAAGCUGAUCCUUUCAAGAACGUUGUGUAAAAGUUUUGGAUCAAUCGAAGGAAAACUGACAAAGAUACAUAUAUUUGAAAAUCCGCGUUUCAUGCAGCUCGCUACUUCGAAGAGCGUUUCCCUAAGAACCAUCGCUUUCAAUGUCGGUGCCCACCGUACCGUAAAAACUACUGGGCCGAUUAUUUUGAAAUUUUUUGCUCAUAAUCUGUAUACUUUUUGCCAGGUAGCCCUGUUGAGAUAUCAUAAAAACUGUUGAUACUUUUUUUUAAACAAAUCUGUAAAGUUCGUUUUUUUAUGGCAGAAUCGCAAAAAGCCUCACUUUUUCAACUUUAAGAAUCUGCCAAAAAUCGAAAAGUAAGAAUAUCAUCAAGAAUUUUCCAAGACUACCUAGAUAAACUUAUAAUCUUUCUAACGAAUAUCGAUUUGUAUUUUUCUGAUAACCCGUCACGCAGCUACCAGAGGGCACCAGAAAAAAAGUAUCUUUUCACAAGACACGACUGCCCAAAUUUGAUGGCAUGGAUUCAUUUUUCAAUGAAUGUUGCUCAAAACAAUACCAAAUAUUUUUCAAAAGUUGUAGAUUAUUAUGUCAUUUACUUGAAAAAAUACAGUUCAAUGGUUGCGUCACAAAAAAACCGUUAAAAAUGGGCCUUUGUUUGGCCCGAAAAUACCGAAGUCCCCCCAUAAUGGAGGAGCAUAAUGCGAACUUUCCCGACCAGCGCUUCACGAAGCAGGUUGCUUCUUUACUCUACCCGAAAAAACGGCCGUUCGGCGUUCGGCGACACUUUUUUAAUGUCGGAACGCCGAAACGAUGCAAUUUGUAAUUUGCACCUCCACUCGAUCAGCUGUCCAUCACACCCACCUUGGCGAAAGCGCGCUUCUAUUACUUUUUUUUUUAUUAUUACUAUUAUGAUUAUUGUAUUAUUAUUAUUAUUAUUAUUAGCGUGUAAUUAGGCGUAUAGCGAAGGAGAGAACAUGAGCCUUACCAAGAGCAUCGAGGUUUAUACUAUCGAGCAAUUAUACACCGGCAUCUAUUGGAAGUGAUCUACAGUAUAUUUCGCUACUACCUUUCUGCUUCUCUUUUCUAUACAAAAGAGAGCAAACCAUGGGAGGGACGAAGGGCGAGAUUGUAAUAUUAAACUAAAUUAUGUAAUAUCGAAUAAAAGAUUGUUAUACAAAAUCAAA
Messenger RNA from Anopheles aquasalis, 4366 nucleotides. It is a transcript of the gene Rip11, whose product is annotated as Rab11 interacting protein. Gene Ontology annotation, molecular function: small GTPase binding. The record is from RefSeq and is a predicted model, not a curated record. Gene Ontology annotation, biological process: regulated exocytosis. Gene Ontology annotation, cellular component: intracellular membrane-bounded organelle. NCBI's taxonomy places the organism in Eukaryota, Metazoa, Arthropoda, Insecta, Diptera, Culicidae.